This is a messenger RNA of Molossus molossus (Pallas's mastiff bat), 3713 nucleotides long. It is a transcript of the gene OGDHL, whose product is annotated as oxoglutarate dehydrogenase L. Bases 132 to 3161 code for a protein of 1009 amino acids. Lineage: Eukaryota; Metazoa; Chordata; Mammalia; Chiroptera; Molossidae. The transcript has 24 exons. Gene Ontology annotation, molecular function: thiamine pyrophosphate binding; oxoglutarate dehydrogenase (succinyl-transferring) activity. The record is from RefSeq and is a predicted model, not a curated record. Gene Ontology annotation, biological process: tricarboxylic acid cycle. Gene Ontology annotation, cellular component: mitochondrion; oxoglutarate dehydrogenase complex.
GCUCGCCCUCUAGCCCUGCAGCCUCCGGACCACUCUGCCCGGGAACCCCCCGGCCGGACUUACUACUGGUUUCCCGAGGAGCCCAUUUCCCCUUGCUUGAGGAGAUCAUCUCCCCUUCUCUUUGGCUCAUAAUGAGUCAGCUGAGGUUGCUGACAUCCCGGCUGGGGGCACAGGCCUCGAGGCUUCUGGCCCCACAUGACGUCCAGAUGUUUAGCUGGUGCAGCAGGUCGUCCGGGCCACGGGCCACCUUCCCGAGCAGUAAAGGUGGAGGCAGCUCCAGUUACCUGGAGGAGAUGUACUUUGCCUGGUUGGAAAACCCCCAGAGUGUCCACAAGUCUUGGGACAGCUUCUUCCGGAAAGCCAGUGAGGAAGCCUGUGGCUCGCCUCAGCCACAGUCCCCGUCUGUUGGCCCUGAGAGCAGGCCUUGCGUCUCCAGCCGGACCAAGACCAGCAAGCUGGUGGAGGACCACCUGGCGGUGCAGUCCCUGAUUCGCGCCUACCAGAUUCGGGGCCACCAUGUGGCCCAACUGGACCCCCUGGGCAUUCUGGAUGCAGAUCUGGACUCCUUUGUACCUUCAGACUUAAUCACAACCAUCGAUAAAUUGGCCUUCUAUGACCUGCGGGAGGCUGACCUGGAUAAGGAGUUCCAGUUGCCCACAACUACCUUCAUCGGAGGCUCUGAGCAGACCCUCUCUCUGCGGGAAAUCAUUCGGCGCCUGGAGAGCACCUACUGCCAGCACAUUGGUCUGGAGUUCAUGUUCAUCAACGAUGUGGAGCAGUGCCAGUGGAUUCGGCAGAAGUUCGAGACCCCUGGCGUGAUGCAGUUCUCCAGCGAGGAGAAACGGACGCUGCUGGCCCGGCUGGUGCGCUCCAUGAGGUUCGAAGACUUCCUGGCCCGGAAGUGGUCCUCGGAGAAGCGGUUCGGCCUGGAGGGCUGUGAGGUCAUGAUCCCUGCCCUCAAGACCAUCAUCGACAAAUCCAGCGAGAUGGGCAUUGAGAACGUCAUCCUGGGGAUGCCACACAGGGGCAGGCUGAACGUGCUGGCGAACGUCAUCCGCAAGGACCUGGAGCAGAUCUUCUGCCAGUUUGACCCCAAGCUGGAGGCCGCGGAUGAGGGCUCCGGAGAUGUCAAGUAUCACCUGGGCAUGUACCAUGAGCGGAUCAACCGGGUCACGAACAGAAACAUCACUCUGUCACUGGUGGCCAACCCCUCCCACCUGGAGGCUGUGGACCCCGUGGUGCAGGGGAAGACCAAGGCCGAGCAGUUCUACCGUGGGGACAGCCAGGGCAAGAAGGUCAUGUCCAUUCUGGUCCACGGGGAUGCUGCCUUCGCUGGCCAGGGUGUGGUCUAUGAGACCUUCCACCUGAGCGACCUGCCCUCGUACACCACCAACGGCACCGUGCACGUUGUCGUCAACAACCAGAUUGGCUUCACCACGGACCCCCGAAUGGCCCGCUCCUCACCGUACCCCACUGAUGUGGCCCGUGUGGUCAACGCGCCCAUCUUCCACGUGAACGCAGAUGACCCGGAGGCCGUGAUCUAUGUGUGCAGUGUGGCGGCCGAGUGGAGGAACACCUUCAACAAAGAUGUGGUUGUGGACCUGGUCUGUUACCGCCGGCGCGGCCAUAACGAGAUGGACGAGCCCAUGUUCACGCAGCCGCUCAUGUACAAGCAGAUCCACAAGCAGGUGCCCGUGCUGAAGAAGUACGCGGACAAGCUCAUCGCCGAGGGCACCGUCACCUUGCAGGAGUUCGAGGAAGAAAUCGCCAAGUACGACCGGAUCUGUGAGGAGGCGUACGGCAGGUCCAAGGACAAAAAGAUCCUGCAUAUAAAGCACUGGCUGGACUCCCCCUGGCCUGGCUUCUUCAACGUGGACGGGGAGCCCAAGAGCAUGACCUGCCCAACUACGGGCAUUCCCGAGGACAUGCUGACCCACAUCGGCAAUGUGGCAAGCUCUGUGCCCCUGGAGGACUUUAAAAUCCACACGGGCCUCUCUCGAAUCUUGCGGGGCCGAGAGGACAUGACCAGGCGGCGGACGGUAGACUGGGCACUGGCGGAGUACAUGGCCUUCGGCUCCCUGCUCCAGGAGGGCGUGCACGUGCGGCUCAGCGGGCAGGAUGUGGAAAGGGGCACGUUCAGCCACCGGCACCACGUUCUCCACGACCAGGAAGUUGACCGGAGGACUUGUGUCCCCAUGAAUCACCUGUGGCCGGACCAGGCCCCGUACACCGUGUGCAACAGCUCCCUCUCGGAGUAUGGCGUCCUGGGCUUCGAGCUGGGCUAUGCCAUGGCCAGCCCCAACGCCCUGGUGCUCUGGGAGGCGCAGUUUGGCGACUUCCACAACACGGCCCAGUGCAUCAUCGACCAGUUCAUCAGCACCGGCCAGGCCAAGUGGGUGCGACACAACGGCAUCGUGCUGCUGCUGCCCCACGGCAUGGAGGGCAUGGGGCCGGAGCACUCCUCAGCGAGGCCUGAGAGGUUCCUGCAGAUGAGCAAUGAUGACUCAGAUGCCUACCCCGCGUUCUCCGAGGACUUUGAGGUGAGGCAGCUGUACGACUGCAACUGGAUCGUGGUCAACUGCUCCACGCCAGCCAGCUACUUCCACGUGCUGCGCCGGCAGGUCCUGCUGCCCUUCCGCAAGCCCCUGAUCAUCUUCACACCCAAGUCCCUGCUGAGGCACCCGGAGGCCAAGUCCAGCUUCGACGAGAUGGUGUCUGGGACCAGCUUCCAGCGCGUGAUUCCUGAGGAUGGGGCCCCGGCUCGGGCCCCGGAGCGGGUGCGGAGGCUCAUCUUCUGCACGGGAAAGGUGUACUACGACCUGGUGAAGGAGCGGAGUAGCCAGGGCCUGGAGGAGCAAGUGGCCAUUACACGCCUGGAGCAGAUCUCUCCAUUCCCCUUCGACCUGAUCAAGCAAGAGGCGGAGAAGUACCCGGGUGCAGAGCUGGUUUGGUGCCAGGAGGAGCACAAGAACAUGGGCUACUAUGACUACAUCAAUCCACGCUUCAUGACCAUCCUGCGCCGGGCACGGCCCAUAUGGUAUGUUGGCCGUGACCCAGCGGCUGCUCCAGCCACAGGAAACAGGAACACUCACCUGGUGUCUCUGAAGAAGUUUCUGGAUACUGCCUUCAAUCUCCGGGCCUUUGAGGGCAAGACCUUUUAGAGCUGGGCAGGGCCUGCCUGGGUCUCCGUGGGGUUGGCUGGGGCUGCAGAGGGCUGGUGAGGGACGGGGCAGUCCUGCACGGGGUCUGUCAGAGGCCCCAGGAGAGCACACGCUCAGCAGUGACAGGCUGCGGGCAGGCUCCGCUGGCUUUGGUCUGAUGCCACCUUGGGCUCCGUGUUCAUUUCAGAAUCGGUUAGGACCGAGAGCCAGAGGGGGUGAUAAAGGGGAUGUGGUUCUGGCGCGUUUCCCCAGCGGUCCUGGUCUUGCCGGGAUUCUUGUGUGGCUGUUUCCUUCUGUGUCUGUGGACAGCCCCCAGGAGCCCGUGUCUUCGGUCUCUCCCCUCCUGGUAGAUCUGGCUGCCAGUCACGCUGUCCUUGUUCAUCUGUAUCUUUUGUGCUCUUAGAAAUAGAGGUUUCAGCAAUAGCAGCCAGAUGAAGCAGAACUGUGCCAGAUGAUUUACACUGUUUUAUGGGGUGCGUCCUAUUGAGUGUGAAAUACGGCCCAGCCCAUGUGCACCGAACUAGAAAACCAAAUGGCAGAAAUAAAAAAUGC